Molecule: messenger RNA, 390 nt
Organism: Symbiodinium sp. CCMP2592
Lineage: Eukaryota; Dinophyceae; Suessiales; Symbiodiniaceae
Source: the annotation of a GenBank genome assembly
AUGAGGCAGUUUGGCCUGUCAGCUGUUGUCAAGAUCACAAGGGAUGCAGCACAGGGCAUCCGAGCGUCCCUCCGGGCUAGAAGCAGCUGGAACCAAACUGGCACCAGUGCUGGAGCUUCCCCUCUCGCAAGAACCCAGGCUUCCGUUACACCGUACACUGGACGUCAAGAGAGUUCUAUGAGUAUGUUCUUACUUGAGGUGGCCUUGGAGUUUUCCAUGCAAAAGAAGCGGAAGCGCCUCGAUGUCGUUCCUUCCGAGGUCGCCUGGCAAGAGGAUUCGAGCGGGCCUCGGUUUCUUAGGAAGCCUCGGGCCAGCUCCCAACACGCCUCCCUUUUGUUCAUCGAGUCUGAGGCCGCAACGCAGCAAUGCUUGGCAUUCCUUUGGACUUAA